Messenger RNA from Aspergillus nidulans FGSC A4, 210 nucleotides. RefSeq lists its product as uncharacterized. The record is from RefSeq and is a predicted model, not a curated record. Bases 1 to 210 code for a protein of 69 amino acids. Lineage: Eukaryota; Fungi; Ascomycota; Eurotiomycetes; Eurotiales; Aspergillaceae. The transcript has 2 exons.
AUGUCGAUUAACGCAUACAUAAACAAUACAAUAGAGCGCAUUAUCCGAACACCCGACGACCCCGAACCAAGCUCACAGAUCGAACAUGGCCUGUAUCUGAUUAGAGGCGAUAAUGUGGUUGUAUGCGGUGAAGUGGAUGAAGCAAUUGACCAAGAUAUCGACUGGACCAAAGUAAAAGGAGAGGUAGUGCGAGGAACGAAAAAUGCAUGA